This is a messenger RNA of Zingiber officinale, 2735 nucleotides long. RefSeq names its product ubiquitin-like-conjugating enzyme ATG10. Gene Ontology annotation, cellular component: intracellular anatomical structure. Gene Ontology annotation, molecular function: Atg12 transferase activity. The record is from RefSeq and is a predicted model, not a curated record. Gene Ontology annotation, biological process: protein lipidation; protein modification by small protein conjugation; macroautophagy. NCBI's taxonomy places the organism in Eukaryota, Viridiplantae, Streptophyta, Magnoliopsida, Zingiberales, Zingiberaceae. The transcript is spliced from 7 exons. Bases 2037 to 2666 code for a protein of 209 amino acids.
GUUUGCGAGUCAAACUGGUAUUUUCAGAUUUGUACGAAUUUUCGUUAUGAUUAUGUUUCAAACUUCCGUUUUGGAUUUGUACGAAUUUCCAUCGAUUUUCUCGUACGGGAAUUCGAGGUUAUGUAUGGGGAUUGGACAGCGAUGGAACAUCUCCUGACGGCAAUUAGGUAAAAGGUAAUUUUAUAAUUUUUGUUACUUGUAGUAAUAUUUGGGUUAUAAUUGAACAGAUAUGAGGCGAGGUGCACGUGCUCCCGUGCCGAGACGUGGUGCAGGACGACCACGCAAGAGGAUGUUGGAGUCCCUGGCAGUAGAGUCGCCCGAGACGUUUGCUGGAGUUGAGCCUGCCGGUCAGGAACAAAACUCCGCAUGGUACUGCGGGCGCGUCGGGCUCUCAGACUCCGAUGGUUUCAGAGGUAACUACCCCGACCGUAUCCGUCGUACCCACUCCUACCGUAUUUAUGGUACCACCAACGGUACCACUGGCAUACCCGGCACCACCACCAUUAGUGCCUACGGUAUACCAGGCACCACUGCCAUCGGUGCCCACUGCAUACGCGACACCCGCACCAGCAGUAGCAGUUGCUCCACCUCCGGUACCACCACCCACCGUACCUCCUGCCGCGCCCACCUAUGCUGACCCUGCAGUGCCACCAAUGACACCUGCCUCAGUCUAUACAGCAGCACCAGGGAUGCCUCCCCCGGCCUAUGCAGCGGUACCACCUGUUAUACCAGCUCCAGUGGUUCCGUCAGUUCCUGCAGCCGUCCUUACUCACCUCACUGAUAUAGUCACGGCAUGAGCUCGGAUCCCAGAUUUGGUAGAGUCGAUGAAAAGUCGAUUCACCCUCUUCCACGGAGAGACCGAUUCGAGUGUGGCCCAGUCCUGGAUAGAGACCAUGGAGCGGACCUUCUUCUACAUGACUUGCUCCGAGUGGGAGAAAGCAGAGCUGGCUGCUUUCCAUUUACGGGACGAGGCCGAUAUCUGGUGGGAUACGCAGUGCUCCAUCCUGGGCGAGCAGAACAUCACCUGGGCAAGAUUCAGAGAGACUUUUGAGAGCUGGUACUUGUCACGAGCAUAUCAGAUGACUCGUCAAUAGGAUUUUCUGAACCUUCAGCAGAACAAUCGCACCGUGACAGAGUACAAUGCUAAGUUUAAUCGGUUGGCCAGGCUUUGUCCAGAAUUAGCUGAGGACAGAUCCCGCAUGCUACAGUUUGUCCAGGGAUUGGAUGGACAUCUACAAGUAAAACUUAUCGGUUUUGGGAGUUCAUCCUAUUUAGAGACGUUGGACAGAGUCCUUAUGAUUGAGUCAGCUCAGCAGAGAGCAUUUCCGGAUAGGAAAAGGAAGAAGAUGGGUUAGACAUCAGGACAGAUCCAGCAAGCACAAGCGACUAGACAACAGCAGAGUGGUCGCAGUCAUCCAGGUCAGGAUACUUCUGGGGUUUCUGGUCAGCCUCAGAAGUCAGGGCAAUCUUCAUCAGGGCGUUCCCGGUCUUCUCAACAGAACCGGAAAUAGUCCGCCAACGACACCCACUGCACCAGAUGUGGGUCUAGAGACCACGUCAUCAUAGCCUGCUCCUUGGGACAGUCGGUUUGCUAUUAUUGCAAACUGCCCGAGCACCUGAGCCGAGAUUGUUCGCUGAAUGCUCAGCAUAUGGCUUCCGGAGUAUCUGGUCAUGGAGGACAACCUAGUCAGUCAGGAGCUUAUCGAGGAGGGCAGAGAGUCAAAUCUUCGCAUAGGCAGCAGAGGACAGCUCCCUCGGCACCAACUGCAUAUGACAUGCAUGACAGGAGCACUCCGGUGCCCUCAUAGUACCACAGAGUUUUGUUCCGGGCACAGUAUCCGACUCAGGGGCAGUAUUAGCCACAACCACUGGUCCAGUACCAGUCACAGCCCUAGUCGCUGGUCCAGUAUCAGUCGCGGUCUACCUAUCCGUCUCUGACUUAGUACCGGCAUCGUCAUAGUGGCAAGCUCAGACUCAAGCGCCGCAGCUUUUGGCAGCACUACCACCUCCACCACCACCAGAGACUGGACGUAUUCAUGCGGUUACCAGAGAGGAUGCACAGCGGGCUGACGAAUCCGUUUUCCACGGCUAUUGGGAUUUAUGAGCAUGUACCAAUGGGAUGGAACAUUGUCUCCAAGUGGCUUUAUCUUAGCUAUCCAUUACAGGCAGCAGGAUACCUAGCAAUCGAAAAUAUUUAUCAUCAAAAUGCAAGUGAGGAAGGAAGUUGCGAGGAAAGCAUAUCCAGGGACGAAGAGCCUUUUGAUGAGGCUACCUUGGUUCCAAGUAACAAAAAUGACAUGCAUAUCUAUGAUUACCACAUACUCUACAGCUUCACUUUCAGGGUUCCUGUUCUUUAUUUCCGUGGAUAUCAAUCUGAUGGUUGUCCUUUGAAGUUAGUUGACAUCGAGAAAGACCUGCCUGCUUACUCUCUCAAACUACUUAGGGAAUCAAAAUGGGCAUUCAUCACCCAGGAGGAUCAUCCUUAUCUCCAUCGACCAUGGUAUACUUUACAUCCCUGUGGUACAGGUGAUUGGAUGAAGUUUUUGCUUUGCAGUGAUGCUCCAAAUAAGAUCCCUCCUCUUCAUGGCUAUUUAUCUGCGUGGCUAUCAGUCAUAGGUCAGGUUGUUGGGUUGAGAAUUCCUAUUGGGUUUUUUAAAUCAGUGUAGAUGGUCUAUGGCUAUGACUGACAAAAACUUUGUAAUUUCACAAAAGCUUAUUAAUGCUAAAUUUUCACA